UCGAUCACUCAAUCUACCAUAGUCAAAAGGAACAAUUUUCUUUGUUUCUUCCCACAAGACAUGUCCAUGAAAAGAUCAAAUCAUCCCUAUCUAUUCAACACACCCAAAACCGUCCAAAAUCCAAACUACCCAUUUGUCCUUCAACACUUACUUGUCGAUCAAAACUAAGAUUCCAUAGCCAUUUCAAACAAAAAUACCAAAAUCUGCUCAUUUCUUUCUUUGUUAUGUUCAUCUCUCAACUUAGAAAAAAUGAAAUUGUUCGUUUCUUUCUUAGGCUAAUCCGCCAUUUGCAACUAUAAGAUCGCGAUGGCUGUUUCUCCGUUUCAGAAGCUUCACAAAUGGCUUCUUUCUCUUGCCCUGUUCCUUAUGUUGUGAGGUGUUCCAUUGCCAAAGAAGGGGGUGAUUUUAACAAGCAGAGGUAUGCUAAAGUGAAUGGGGGUAUUAUUAGGUCAAUUUCUGAAGCUGAUUUGUUGAGCCGAUCGGCAAAAGCUUCGAGGGCUCUCAUACCCUCUGUUGCGGAAAAUGGGUUUGUUGUUAAAGAAGAUGUUCGUCAGAAAAUUCCCACGAAGAAGCAGUUGGUUGAUCCUUAUCGACAAGGGUUGAUCAUUGAAGGGGGUGUUGGGUAUAGACAGACUGUUGUGAUCAGAUCGUAUGAAGUUGGUCCUGAUAAGACUGCAACUAUGGAGAGCCUCAUGAAUCUUCUGCAGGAAACAGCACUUAAUCAUGUUUGGAUGUCUGGACUUCUCAGCAAUGGUUUUGGGGCCACUCAUGGCAUGAUGAAGCACAAUCUUAUCUGGGUAGUUUCACGAAUGCUCGUCGAAGUAGACCACUAUCCGAUAUGGGGCGAGAUUGUUGAAAUCGACACAUGGGUUGGGGCGUCUGGCAAGAAUGGAAUGAGGAGGGACUGGCUAAUUAGAAGUCAAGCCACGGGUCAUGUUUACGCCCGAGGUACAAGCACAUGGGUGAUGAUGAAUCAGCAAACAAGACGACUCUCAAAAAUGCCAGAAGAGGUAAGGGCGGAGAUUUCACCAUGGUUUAUAGAAAAACAUGCAAUCAAAGAAGAUGCCUACGAGAAAAUCUCCAAGUUAGAUGACAAAGCUAAGUACAUGAACUCUGACUUGAAGCCAAAGAGAAGUGAUCUGGACAUGAACCACCAUGUCAACAAUGUAAAGUAUCUAAGAUGGAUGCUAGAGACGAUACCUGACCAUGUUUUGGAGUCUCAGCAACUUUCUAGUAUCAUAUUAGAGUAUAGAAGGGAAUGCGGAAGCUCUGAUAUAGUUAAAUCACUAUGUGAGCCAGAGGAAAAGGGAAUCCUUAGGGACGUUGACAUGAUAGAAGAUAGUGAAAUCAGUCUACUAAAUGGGUUUUCCUUGGCAUCUGAGAUUCUCAAAGGUGGUGGGCUCUUGGGAUCCUUUGACAAUGGAACACUGAGGUAUACACAUCUUCUACAAAUUGAAGGGGAAGCUAAGAAUGAAGAGAUAAUGAGGGGAAGAACCACAUGGAAGAAGAAGGUUACUACUACUAUACCAUUUUCCACACAGUAAAUUUCAUCUAUAGCU
Molecule: messenger RNA, 1559 nt
Organism: Cucurbita maxima (winter squash)
Lineage: Eukaryota; Viridiplantae; Streptophyta; Magnoliopsida; Cucurbitales; Cucurbitaceae
Product: palmitoyl-acyl carrier protein thioesterase, chloroplastic-like
Exons: 6
Coding region: 339-1544 (401 amino acids)
Biological process (GO): fatty acid biosynthetic process
Molecular function (GO): fatty acyl-[ACP] hydrolase activity; acyl carrier activity
Source: RefSeq, a predicted model, not a curated record